CUCCGAGUGCCAAAACUAAGUUAGCUGACAGAACGCACGCAGCUCGCAGCGCCUCCGCCGGUGCACCGACUCUGCAGACACCAAGUGGGAUCGGCGUGGAGGGGCCGGCGUGCAGGGUCCCCGCUGGUCUCCACGCACUCCUGCUGCGGGAGAAGGACUCUGCCCGAAGUUCCUGAAGAGAAAGGGUGGUUAGCGGUGGAGGGAGAUCAGCGAAAGGAUUUUUUUUUUUUCUCACUUCGCCGCCUAGUGAGUGUCGGGAAGAUUGGCAAACGCCCCGGAGAGGACUGGGAGAAACAGCCCUGGAAAAGUGGAAGAAAGUAAUCAGGAAGUCGGCCCUUUCCGGGCUGGGCUUUAUCUGCCCGGGGAAGAGCCAGACGCGGCGGUUCAGCUUGCCAGGGCUUCCCAGGUGAGGGAACCGCGGACGCCCUGCUGACCUCACCGCCGUCCGCGCGCGCGUCCUGCACAGCUCUGCACCUCAACGUCCAGCGCGCUCUGGCCACGAAAAGUUCCUGCCCGAGGUGAUUCUCAAUGCCUUACUACAUUUUUAUUUUUCUCCCGAGAACUUCUGGGUGGAGACAUUAACUUUUUUGUGUGGAAUCUGCUCAGGGAAGCGAGGAGGGAAAAGAAAAAGUGAAAUUUAAUGGAGAGAAGCGACUCCUUGUUUUCCCCACGUCCCAUCCGCUAAGCCAUCACUUUCCGAAGAUGAAACUUGUUGGUUGUGGUGACAGCUAACAGGAACGCAGGCUUUCGUGGAGACGCUCCCCGCCCGUUCUACCUACCCCUUACGCGUGCAUGUGCGCGCUGGCGGCGGCGAGGGGUGCGUGGUUCUCCGCGUGGAGUCUCAGUUGGGACAGGAGUGAAUGGCCCCCUCGGUCUGCGCGGGGCCUCCGCCUCCACCGUCUCUGCAGGCCUGGAUCUGGCCGGGAAAAAUGCUAGCCAUGGGGGCGCUGGCAGGCCUCUGGGUCCUCAGCCUCCUUACCUACGGUUACCUGUCCUGGGGCCAGGGCUUGGAGGAAGAGGAGGAAGGGGCCUUGCGAGCUCAAGCUGGAGAGAGACCUGAGCCCAGCACAACUGCCACCUCCCAACCCCAUCUCAUUUUCAUUUUAGCGGAUGAUCAGGGAUUUAGAGAUGUGGGUUAUCACGGAUCGGAAAUAAAGACUCCCACUCUUGACAGGCUCGCUGCCGAAGGAGUUAAACUGGAGAACUACUAUGUCCAGCCUAUUUGCACACCGUCCCGGAGUCAGUUUAUUACUGGAAAGUAUCAGAUACACACCGGACUUCAACAUUCUAUCAUAAGACCUACCCAACCUAAUUGCUUACCUCUGGACAAUGCAACCCUACCUCAGAAGCUGAAGGAAGUUGGAUAUUCAACUCAUAUGGUUGGGAAGUGGCACUUGGGUUUCUACAGAAAAGAAUGCAUGCCCACCAAGAGAGGAUUUGACACCUUUUUUGGUUCCCUGUUGGGAAGUGGUGACUACUAUACGCACUACAAAUGUGACAGUCCUGGGAUGUGUGGCUAUGACUUGUAUGAAAAUGACAGUGCUGCCUGGGACUCUGACAGUGGCAUAUACUCCACACAGAUGUACACUCAGAGAGUGCAGCAAAUCUUAGCUUCCCAUGACCCCAGGAAGCCUUUAUUUCUAUAUAUUGCCUACCAAGCUGUCCACUCCCCACUGCAGGCCCCUGGCAGGUAUUUUGAAAACUACAGAUCCAUUAUCAACAUAAACAGGCGGAGGUAUGCUGCCAUGCUUUCCUGCUUAGACGAAGCCAUUGACAAUGUGACCCUGGCUCUAAAGACAUACGGUUUCUAUAACAACAGCAUUAUCAUAUACUCUUCUGAUAAUGGCGGCCAACCCACUGCAGGGGGAAGUAACUGGCCUCUCAGAGGUAGCAAAGGAACAUACUGGGAAGGGGGGAUCCGGGCCGUGGGCUUUGUGCAUAGCCCACUUCUGAAAAACAAGGGGACGGUGUGCAAGGAGCUUGUGCACAUCACGGACUGGUACCCAACUCUGAUUUCCCUGGCUGAAGGGCAGAUUGAUGAGGACCUUCACCUGGAUGGUUAUGACAUCUGGGAGACCAUAAGUGAAGGCCUUCGUUCGCCCCGUGUGGAUAUUUUGCACAACAUUGACCCCAUUUAUACCAAGGCGAAAAACGGCUCGUGGGCAGCAGGCUACGGGAUCUGGAACACGGCCAUCCAGUCGGCCAUCAGGGUGCAGCACUGGAAGUUGCUCACUGGAAACCCCGGCUACAGUGACUGGGUUCCUCCUCAGGCCUUCAGCAACCUGGGGCCCAACCGGUGGCACAACGAGCGGAUUACCUUGUCGACUGGCAAAAGCGUGUGGCUGUUCAACAUCACCGCCGACCCGUACGAGAGAGUGGACCUAUCCACCAGGUACCCCGGCAUCGUGAAGCGGCUCCUGCGGAGGCUGUCGCAGUUCAACAAAACCGCCGUGCCCGUCAGGUACCCGCCCAAGGACCCCAGAAGUAACCCUCGGCUCAAUGGGGGUGUCUGGGGGCCAUGGUAUAAGGAGGAAAUCAGGAAAAAGAAGCCAAGCAAAAUUAAGGCUGAGAAGAAAAAGAAGAAAAGUAAGGGGAAGAAGAAACAGCAGAAAGCAGGUUCCUUUCCGAAGUGUGGUUCAGCUCUUACUCGUGGAUGAGGACAAUUGUUUUCCCAUCUGGUUAAGCUUAAACCAGCUCUGUCUUUCACCUGUUUUCUGGGUAGGCCAUCAAGUCUGGCUCUGUACUGUCACUGCCAUAAGCAUCAGACUAGUUUUCACGUUGUGCCCCUCCUGAGACUCGUGCCCGCUGCGGCAGCGAGGAGAGCUGCUCCGCUCGGGGCCACAGGUGCUCUUCUGUGAGGCACCCCCUGCGCGGAGGAUGGAGACGUGCUUCUUUUGCUCCUCGAUUAACCGUGGUUAGUAACGAGUUCAGCUGUUGUGUUUCGGUCAAGUGUCCGAACACUAUGCUUUAAAUUAUAGCAGGGAACUAUAACCUGCAAUCGAUGGACAUGCUAAUUACAUGCAUAGCAUGAUUAUAAACUCCCUUUGAUGAAGGAUAGUCAAAGGUCACGUCACCUCAAAGGCCUUGAAAAAUAUUUUUUUCUCAGUGAAUUUUUGUAUCUCUAUCAUAUGACACUUGGGUUUUUAAAUUAAUUCUAUUUCACGUAUCAUUUCCUUUCCUGUGAAAAUAAGCUGUUUUUCUCACAUGUGAACAGCUUGCACCUCAUUUUAUCGUGCUUGAGGGAAUGGCUAAUAAGAAUGUUUGAGCACAUUGCCAAAACAUGAAUGUAACUAUUUUCUAAACACUUUAAUAGAAUGACAUUUCACAAUAAUGUAAUUUAUUUUUACAUAAAAAAUAUUAUUUUGUUUUCUUAAAAGUUAUACAAAUGACUUUUAAUUAUUUUAUUUUUAUUUCCUAUAUACCAUUAGAAUUGUAUUUCAUAUCUUCAAGGUUAUCAAGCACUGUAAUACUAUAAAUUACUGUAAUACUAUGUGAAUUCAUAGAAUGUAAAAAGAAAAUUAUUCAGAAAAAAAUGAUAAUCAACCUUGUUCAGCCAUUAUUUUGAAUGUAAUAAGAUGAAUAUAUUUCUUAUAAAUUACUUGGAAAUUCAGUGUUUGUACAGGGUUGAGAGACAACUUUAUUGUUUCUAUUACACUUUAUUUAUGUAUCUUAAUUAUUAAAAUGACUUAUUUUAUGGCACUUUCAAA
Molecule: messenger RNA, 3707 nt
Organism: Manis pentadactyla (Chinese pangolin)
Lineage: Eukaryota; Metazoa; Chordata; Mammalia; Pholidota; Manidae
Gene: ARSJ
Product: arylsulfatase family member J
Exons: 2
Coding region: 861-2657 (598 amino acids)
Source: RefSeq, a predicted model, not a curated record